AUGUCCGCCAGCAACGCCAACACCAACCAGCAGCCCGGCCUCGUCGCCAGCCACGCCGAGUACAUCAAGGGCGCCGCAGAGAGCACCAUCGGCGGCCUAACCGGCAACCAAGCCUGGAGCACCUCGGGCGAGCAGGACAAGGCGCACGCGGUCGACGCAAUGAAGGCCGCGAGCGAGAACCGCGACCCCGCUACCAGUGGGUAUGGGCGCGCCGAGGAGCUUGCGGGCAAGGUCGCUGGGUGCGAGGGCAUGGAGCGCGAGGGUGCGGCGUCCAAGGAGAAGAAGCAAUAG
This is a messenger RNA of Aplosporella prunicola CBS 121167, 291 nucleotides long. RefSeq lists its product as uncharacterized. The record is from RefSeq and is a predicted model, not a curated record. Bases 1 to 291 code for a protein of 96 amino acids. The transcript is spliced from 2 exons. Lineage: Eukaryota; Fungi; Ascomycota; Dothideomycetes; Botryosphaeriales; Aplosporellaceae.